Messenger RNA from Pochonia chlamydosporia 170, 1188 nucleotides. RefSeq names its product phosphatidate cytidylyltransferase family protein. Gene Ontology annotation, molecular function: ATP-dependent diacylglycerol kinase activity. Lineage: Eukaryota; Fungi; Ascomycota; Sordariomycetes; Hypocreales; Clavicipitaceae. Gene Ontology annotation, biological process: phosphatidic acid biosynthetic process. Gene Ontology annotation, cellular component: endoplasmic reticulum membrane. The transcript has a single exon. The record is from RefSeq and is a predicted model, not a curated record. Bases 1 to 1188 code for a protein of 395 amino acids.
AUGUCUCUACGCCGCAAGGCAGCUUCGUCUGUCCCGGAGACGCCUCGCGUCAUUUCACCGAGUCCUACGCCCUCUGAGCAUGAACUGGAUUACUCAGCGCCUACAACGCGCUCCGCGGCUAGAAAGAGAAUGACGCCCUCGCAACAAUCUCUGGAUGAGCACCCGCUGGAAGAUGAUGUUGAUGACGAGGUUCCUGGCCUGCGUAGGUCCCGCACGAGAAGCAGGUCGCCCAUCGACUCUCGAAAGGUUUCGCGCAUGACUCCGAGCAACUCCAACCUCGCUACGAAAUCAUCCUCCAAAGACACAUCCGAAAAAAUCGUUUCAAACGGCAAAGUGGCCACGUCAAACGGGCACCUGGCCCCUCCUCAGCCUGCGACUCCCUCAGGUUGGUCCUGGAGGGACUUUAGCCGCAGUCCCAGCCCGCUCGGCCUCAUCCCCAUUCAUCGGCAAUGGCGAACAUUUGUCCACAAGCACGAGGUGCCUCGGAAAGCGCUCCAUGUCUCGAUUGGCUUCUUUGUGGUGUGGCUGUACACUACGGGCACGCAGACACAGUCUGUUCCGCCGUAUCUCAUGGCUGCUUUGAUCCCCAUUGCCACGACAGACUGGCUUCGGCAUCGGUACGCCUCCGUUAAUAGGUUGUACGUACGAUUGCUUGGAGCACUCAUGCGAGAAAGCGAGUACUCGGGCUAUAAUGGCGUCAUUUUCUACCUGCUUGGUGCUUGGGCUGUUUUGUACUUCCUUCCCAAGGAUGUUGGUGUAAUGAGUGUCUUGCUUCUGAGUUGGUGCGACACCGCCGCCAGCACUUUUGGACGACUCUGGGGUCGUUAUACACCUCGAAUUCGCCGCGGCAAAUCCCUCGCCGGCUCGUUCGCCGCCUUCUUGUUUGGCGUGGCUACGUCCUUCUUCUUUUAUGGCUGGUUGGUCCCCGUUAUCGGACCUAUGCCCGGCGACGAGAACUUCAUGUUCAAAGGGUCUCUGUCGCUGCCGGUAGCAGUGACCAAUGCCCUUGGCGUGUCUCAGGCUGCUGCCACUGUGACGGGCACUUUGGCCUUGUCCAUCAUGGGUCUAUGGUCUGGUUUUGUGGCUUCCGCCAGUGAAGUUGUCGAUAUCUUUGGUUGGGACGACAACCUAACGAUACCCAUCCUCAGCGGCAUUGGAAUUUGGGGCUUCCUUAAGCUAUUCGCUUGA